AUCCGCCUCUACCUCCAUUACACCGACACUUCCGCUCCCUGCCAGGCGAAAGACACGCGUCCAGGCGGCGUACCGAGCGCAGACACAAAGGAAGGUAGCUGCCGCUUAGCGGGCGAAAACACUCGUUUUUUCCGCGGAUCACGAGCAGACGUCCCUCCUUGGUCGUGUCUCGCGUCACCGCGCUUUUGAUUUCGAAGUCCUUAAUAUGAAGGAAGACGUUUAGCGGGUCCGGGAAAAGCAGAAAGGAAGCCGAUCUAACCGAGGAGCGCGAGGCUGAGCCGAGAUCAGUCGACUGCUUGUAGGCUAACGGAGGCGCGUGAAGAAUAACAAAGAAGCCGGUAUGUCGGAUGAGGAUUCGCGUGCCAGCACCAGUUCUUCGUCAUCCUCUUCCUCAUCUUCCACUCACCCGAAACAGAAAGACACGCCUAGCAAGAAACGAGAAAGCAAAACAAGCAUGAGCAAAACCUCAAAACUGCUUUCCACCAGCGCGAAGAGGAUUCAGAAGGAACUGGCAGAUAUCACCGUGGAUCCUCCACCGAACUGCAGUGCUGGGCCGAAGGGAGAUAACAUCUACGAGUGGCGCUCCACCAUCCUGGGCCCCCCAGGGUCUGUGUACGAGGGGGGGGUCUUCUUCCUGGACAUCGCCUUCACCCCCGACUACCCCUUCAAGCCCCCAAAGGUGACGUUCCGCACCAGAAUCUACCACUGUAACAUCAACAGCCAGGGCGUGAUCUGCCUGGACAUCCUGAAGGACAACUGGAGCCCCGCCCUCACCAUCUCCAAGGUGCUGCUGUCCAUCUGCUCCCUCCUCACAGACUGCAACCCGGCGGACCCACUGGUGGGGAGCAUCGCCACGCAGUACACAACGAACAGAGCCGAACACGACAGAACAGCCAAACAGUGGACCAAGCGCUACGCCACAUAGGCCUCUGAGCCCCGCCCCCAGCCCCGCCCCCUGCCCUGCCCCGCCCCUCCGUCCUAUGAACCCUGCCUCUGCCCCAUCCUCCUUCAAGCCCCGCCUCCUUUGCCACACACCCUUCUGAGUCCCCUCCCACAACACACCACCACAAGUACUGCUACCGGUCAGUGGGUGGAGCUGAUGGAACAUUGCAGAGCAGGGGGGGCGGGGUGAGUCGGAAGGAAGGGGGCGGGGUUUGUUUCAGUUGCAUAUUUUGAGUCUUAUUUUCCCAGAUUGCAUCACUUUCCUGUUUCUGCAUCCUGUUGAACACAAAUAGAAAUACAAGCCAGCAAUAAAGUCCUUGUCUGUGUGGCAGGUUCAGGUUUUUUUUUUUUCUUUUUUCCCAUGUUUCCUUGUUCUGUUGUUGGUGGGUUUUUCGGUAUUUCCUGCUGUGACCCGGUGGAUAAGUUUGACCUUUUGUUUUCUGUUUUGACUGCUUGUGGAGUGUCGUUCGAACAAGGUCCGUCCAGCUGGGCCAAAUCUCAAGCUUUUCAAUGUGAAUCUUCCAAGUGAUGAAUUUAUCAGUUUUAUUAAAGUUAUAAUUGAUGUA
Messenger RNA from Anguilla rostrata (American eel), 1508 nucleotides. Its product is annotated as ubiquitin-conjugating enzyme E2 E1-like. Gene Ontology annotation, cellular component: nucleus. The record is from RefSeq and is a predicted model, not a curated record. Bases 341 to 925 code for a protein of 194 amino acids. Gene Ontology annotation, molecular function: ubiquitin conjugating enzyme activity. The transcript is spliced from 6 exons. Lineage: Eukaryota; Metazoa; Chordata; Actinopteri; Anguilliformes; Anguillidae. Gene Ontology annotation, biological process: protein K48-linked ubiquitination.